Messenger RNA from Mucor mucedo, 1577 nucleotides. RefSeq lists its product as uncharacterized. The record is from RefSeq and is a predicted model, not a curated record. The coding region runs from base 78 to 1577 and encodes 499 amino acids. The transcript has 5 exons. NCBI's taxonomy places the organism in Eukaryota, Fungi, Mucoromycota, Mucoromycetes, Mucorales, Mucoraceae. Gene Ontology annotation, biological process: establishment of cell polarity; positive regulation of G2/M transition of mitotic cell cycle. Gene Ontology annotation, cellular component: cell septum; cytoplasm.
GCAAUAUUAAAAAAGUUUAUUUUUUUUAGUGCCGUUUUCAUUUUUUUUUUUUUUUUUUUUUUGUAAUCCCACACUCAAUGAAUGAUACUUCAAGUGCGGAUCGACACUCUUCAGACGAUGAUCUGUAUGCAGCCCUCAUGCUCUCCAAUUUGCUGGACAAUGAACAAGAUGUAAAAGACCAACAAACUCAAAUGGAACGACAACGAAUCUCUUUACAAGCCGAACUCGACGAAGCCAACGACAGUAACGAUGUGAUAUGGGUGCCUGCAGACAAACAUCCUCAAAUUGCACCUACCGAAUUUGCAAACUUUUUAAAAACGCAUGGCGCUGCCUCUUCCGCCAACCACAACAACAACGGCAACAAUAUUCGUCGACGUAAGUCCAUUUUAUCCCAAAGUAUGUAUGUCAAGUCAACCGACGACGGAGAGGAUUUGAAUAGAACGCUUUCCGAAAAGAAGCGCAAUUUCCUUAAAAAAGUCAUGACCGAUAGUGAUAAAAGAAGAGACACGCACAUAUUUGAUCGUAAUUCCACGGCAAAUGAUGAUUCAAGCACAAUUUUGGCCUCUACAGCCAAUUCGGAUAAAUCGUUACUUCGUAGAUCUGCAUUUUCUGCACGAGGUAGAAGCCGAAAAACAAAUUCACCGUCCCUACAGAGAAGAUCACUUUCGCAAAAGAGUCCGGGUGAAAAGAAACAAGCUUGGGAUAAAUCGGCUGGUAUUGAUCUUUACGAUCAACCAGUCAAUAUGAGUGAAUGGAUCGAUUUGGGAAAAGUGAGUUUGGAGUCUGAUAAUUCCCAGAGAGGCAUUCUUACACGUGUGCAUGAUGCGGAGUCACAACUCUUGACCAACACCAACACAACCACCACCACCACCACCAAUAUUACAUCUACUACUACUACAUCUACUAUUACAUCUACACCUACAUCUACCACCACUACCACUACUACUACUACUAAAAAUAAUUCGAAUAAUAAUCCCACCAAACCAUCAACAUCACCACCAGAUAAAAAAAAGAAGGCGGGUUUAGCGGGCAAUACCUCUCCAUUAUCCGGAUUAGCUACUUUAUUUUCGAAAUCUUUAUCAAUUAAGGCAGCAGCAGCCGUGCCGGUGACACGGUCUCGUUCACCGUCACCACCUACGACGCCACCCCCACCUGCUACGCCCAACAUUCAAGAUAAAAAACCCAGCCGGCUGGAACAACGUACUCGAUUCAACGCAAACCGAUUACCGCUUCAUGUAGAGCGUGCCAUUUAUAGAUUAUCGCACAUGAAAUUAGCGGAUCCGAGACGACCUUUACGACAACAAGUGCUGAUAUCCAAUCUAAUGUUUUGGUACCUGUCUAUACAGCAAGGGGAUUUUCAACGACAAGAAGAGGAAUGUCGUCUUGUAGAUUUACCUUUACCGUUGGUUGUGAAUAAUACAGAACAACAAGAGACAAUAAAGAAAUCCAGUAAGAUGAUGACACGGUUCAUUCAUUCUGCCAAGAAACGUAAGAACGAGGUCAGUCAUCAUCAUCAUCCCGUAUUGAAUUUUGAAGAAGAGGAUGAUGUACCUUUAAGCAGGUACAAGAGCGGUUAA